Messenger RNA from Cinara cedri, 4904 nucleotides. The record is from the annotation of a GenBank genome assembly. NCBI's taxonomy places the organism in Eukaryota, Metazoa, Arthropoda, Insecta, Hemiptera, Aphididae.
AUGAAAGAAAAAAUGCCGCCAUUUAAACGUAAGAAAUCAACAGGAAAAUCUUUUCCUGUCAAAGUAUGUACAUUAGAUGCAGAGUUAGAAUUCAACUUAGAGGUACCUAUACCAAAAACCUAUAUUGCUGAAAUGCUAUAUAAACUGCAGAAUAUUAGUUCUAAUAUUUAUAAAUAUUUAUUUAGUUGAAGGCUACUGGUCGAGAUCUUUUUGAUUUGGUAUGCCGUACUAUUGGAUUACGAGAAACCUGGUACUUUGGUUUGCAAUAUGAAGAUUCUAAAGGAUUUAUUGCAUGGCUAAAAUUAGAUAAAAAAGGUAAAUUUCAAAGUGUUUGAUAUAAAACUUAAAAUAAUUAAUAAUGUUUGGUUUUGUAGUACAAGAUCAAGGAAUUCCUCAACAAACAACUAUGCCAUUUAUGUUCCUUGCAAAAUUUUAUCCAGAAGAAGUAGCUGAAGAAUUAGUUCAAGAAGUUACUCAACAUUUAUUUUUUUUACAAGUUAACCGUGCCAUUUUAGCAAUGGAUAUUUAUUGCCCGCCAGAAGCUUCAGUUUUGUUAGCAUCAUAUGCUGUUCAAGCAAAAGUAAGAUAAAACAUAAUAAAUAUUAUAAGGCAUUUUAAAUUUGAUUGACUUUCAAUAAAUACAUUUUUUUAGUAUGGAGAUUAUGAUGAAGGAACUUAUAAACCAGGAAUGCUUGCCAGUGAGGAGUUAUUACCCCAGAGAGUAAUUGAUCAAUAUCAAAUGACAGCAGAAAUGUGGGAAGAGCGAAUAAAAGUUUGGUAUGCUGAUCAUCGAGGAAUGUCUAGAGAUGAAUCAGAAAUUGAAUAUCUGAAAAUCGCUCAAGAUUUAGAUAUGUAUGGUGUUAAUUAUUUUCCCAUUAGUGUGAGUUUAAAUUAUUUACAAUGCUAUAAUUUUAACUAAUUUCAAUUAAUUAUUUUUAUUUUUUUAUAACAUAAAAGAACAAAAAAGAUACAGACUUGUGGUUAGGAGUUACAUCUUUAGGUCUUAAUAUUUAUGAAAAAGAAAAUAAAUUAACUCCAAAAACAACAUUCCAAUGGUCUGAAAUCAGACAUGUUAGUUUUGAUGAUAAAAAAUUUACUAUUAAACCUGUGGAUAAGACAUCACCAAAUUUUGUUUUCUUUUCACACAAAGUUCGAAUGAAUAAAUUGGUAAACAUUAAAUUAAUGCUUUUAUUUCUUUCAGUAAUUUUUUUUAAUAAUAAUACUUUUUUCAGAUUUUAGAUCUAUGUAUAGGAAAUCACGAUCUCUUUAUGAGAAGACGCAAACCAGAUUCAAUGGAAGUACAACAAAUGAAAACACAGGCGAAAGAGGAAAAAUCAAGGUUUUAUUACCAAUUUUUUUUUUUUGAGACACUUAAAUAAAAAUUAACCUGUUAUUUUAUUAAUUAGACGACAAAUUGAACGUAAUAAGUUGGCUCGUGAAAAACAAUUACGAGAAAUUGCUGAAAAAGAAAAAGCAAUUAUGGAACAACGAUUAUUGCAAUAUCAAGAAGAAAUCCGUUUGGCAAAUGAGGCAUUAGUAAGUAUAGCUGUUAAUAAAAAAUAUAAUAAUAUCCAAUGGUUUUUUUUUUUUUUUUUAGAGAAGGUCUGAGGAGACUGCAGAUCUUUUAGCAGAAAAGUCCCGUGUUGCAGAAGAAGAAGCUAUGUUAUUGGGUCAAAAAGCUUCUGAAGCUGAACAUAAAAUUACACAAUUUCGUUUGACUGCUCUUAAAGUAUAAUUAUAAAAUUUGUUUUUAUGAUCAAAUAUUAUUUAUAUUCCAUGUUUUUUUUUUAUAGACUGAAGAAGAAAAAGUAAGUCUUGAACGAAAAACGCGAGAAGCUGAACAAUUAACAGCACGACUAGUAGAUGAAUCUGAGAGACGAGCGGCUGAAGCAAACAAACUUAAAGAAGAGUUACUUAGAGCACGUGUUGCUGAAAAACAAGCAAAAGAAAAAUUAUUGGAGUUCCUUUCUAGUAAUGCAUAUGUUAAUAAUGUAUGUAUAACCUAUUAUAACAAUAAUAUUAUAGGUAUUUAUUAAUAAAUUGUGAAGCAUAUUUAUAUUUUUAUUUUUAUUUUAGAAUGUUUCAAGUAUAUAUUCAGUGUCUAGUAAUUCAGCAAUAGAUGUCCCUGCUGAUCUUCAUACAAUGCGAUUAAAUACUAAUUCACCAUCGAUAUCUGUUACUCAUCCUAAUCCACCAGUAUUAGCAGAUUGCCAUUUACCCGCAUAUGAUAUGAUUGCUGGGGAUGAUAUGGAACAAUUAUCAUUAGAAAUUGAAAAAGAAAGGUUAUUGGUCAAGGAAUUUUUGAUGAUGCCAAUUUGGUGAUGUCUAUUUGAUAUUACUGUUUUGGUGAUAGUCGUUUUAAGUAAUAAAUGAAAAAAUACAUAGCAUGGUGAAAAUUAUUUUUGUUGAUCAUUUUAAUACAAAAUAAUUGAUAAUUAAUGUAUAUUAUUCAAAAAAUGUAUUGUAAAAGCACAAAAAAAAUAUAUUAACUUUAACUUAUUACAUUAAUAAUUAAUUCAUUAACUAUGCCAUAAUUCUAGUUUAGCAACCAAUUGAUUUUUUUUUUUCAAAAUAUGUGAUUUUGUGUGUACAAUAUGAAUCUAAAAAAAAAAGUUGAACGAAUUUUGUUUGAAAAUAACAUGGAAAAAACCUAACAAAUUUGGUUUUUCUGUAUUGUGCAUUUUUGAAAUAUAAUGUUUUUUUUUUUUUAUUGUAAACGAGAAUAUACAAUCUAUAUAAAUAAUGCAUGAAAGUUUAUAUCAUAUCACAGGAAUAACUUAAUUAGAGUCACAUUAAUAAAAACUCAGUUAUGAUUUUAAAAGUUUUGCCUUAAUACUUCCAAAUAAAGUUCGUCCAACUAUUUGAUCAAAUUUUACCCUGAUAAUAGAGACUAUUGCACCAUAUUGUCUUGUUUUAUAUGUAUGUAUAUGCAUUUUUUUCGCUGUUACUUUUGGACACUUCUAGUGGUUCCCUUUAGACCAAAUUUGGGAGAUUUUAUUAUAGGUUGGAAGUGAUAAAAUUUUGAUUGAAUUUCACCAUGUUUUUGCGAGAUGAAGAUGUAAACUUAGCUUUGUACACCCUACAAACCUCCCAAAUGAAAGCCAGGGAGAUGUAAGUGUUAAGGAUUUGCCAGUCAUGUGUAUUCUGAAAUUUCAUGUUUUCACAAAAAAUACCGGGUUUUAAAUAUCCUCGCAGACUCAUGAAAAUAAGUAAUGGGGUUAAAAUUUGUGUAUAUGAAUAGCAUUGUUGUUGAGGAUGUGGUAUUAGGUUUCAACUUCCUUCAACUCUCUUGAUCACCAUCUAUACGUUUGCAAAACUCUUGAGAACUACUUUAUCAAUUUCAAUGAAACUUUUUCAUUCAAUUCUGUAUUAUUACUAGAUUGUUAUUUUAUUCUUGAAAGAAAGUAUGGGCAGAAAACCGUGAAAUAAAACAGGGGGAGGGGCAAAUGAUAUAAUGGGUGUCUAAUGAACACAAAUUAUAAAUAAAUAUUAAUUUAAUUCAAUGAAAUAUUUAAUAUAAUAUUAUUUAUGUCCAUAAAUAACUCUGUCAACCAUAACUAUUUUAGUUUAUAUAAAAACUAAAUAAAAUAUUGUAACAGCAAGUUUGCUGGAGGAAAAUUUAGAUUCAAAUUGUAAAUAUAAAAAAAUAAUUUGAAAAAAUAAAAUAAAAAUCAAUAGGUUUCUAAACAAGAAUUCUUCCAUAAUUAUAUUUGUAUAAAAUAAGGAUAAGUACAAACAAAUGUAUCUUGAUAAAAUGUUAUUUAUUUGAUAUAAAACUCAUUUUUAAACCUAUACAAUAUGAACCAGAUAUUUUUACUAAAAUGAGCUGCAUGUAUUUUUGAAUUUAUCAUAUAAAAUGAUUUACCAAGACAGAGAUGUUGAAUCGGGUUCACCAAAUUCAAAACUCCCAUUCCCAUUAUAAUUAUAAUUUAUUAACGGUAAUACCAUUGAUUAAAUAUUUUAAUAUUUAUAUUAUAAUAUUUGAAUAUAUUUAAUCAAUGGUAAUACUAAAAUACUAAAAUAAUUUUAUUUCAAUAUGAUUAAAUGUAUACAGAGUUCAGUAUUUAGAGAAAAGCAAACACCUUCAGGAUCAAUUAAGAGACUUAAAAACUGAAAUAGAAGUGCUUAAAGUAGAUGAAAAGCAAUGUGAACUGGAUAUGUUACAUGAUGAACAAGUACGACUUGGUGAAAACAAAUAUUCUACAUUAAAAAAAGUAAGUAUUUUAAAAUGUAAAGUUUCUUAAGCGUAUUUUUAAUUGUUUAGUAUUGAAUUAUAACUUCUAUCUUAAUUUUUUGAAUAUUUAAUUCAAAAUUAAUUUUAUAUUUAACUAAACCAAAUUUAUUAAAUAAUGUAUUUAUAAUUUCUAAUUUAUUAAAUUUGAUAUAAUAUUAGUUUUGAUUAAUGUUGAUAAAAAAUUGUAUAAAAAAAAAAACCUAUUUGUUGAAAAUUGAGAAUCUUAAAAAAAAAAAACUAUACCUUCAGUCACCAUCUCAGACUUGUUAACAUGCAACAUAACAAAAUUAAGUUUCUUAGAACAUAAAUUGUAGUGUAAAUGGAGAUAAGAGUUUGAACACAAAUAGCAAAAUUAAAAAAUAUGAAUAUAUUUUCAUGUUUUUUACAAUAUUUAAGAAAAAAAUCAAAAUAUUGUACUAGAAAAUAAUUUUAAAAUGUAGCAAAACUUUAAUUUAAAUCUAAACACGGCAAUGAUUUGAUCCUAUUUUUGAGAAGUUCUGAAACAAUAAUAUCAACAUUUUAAUAAGGCUAAUUGAAUCGAAAUAUACAGGAUAAUUUUGUUCUAAUAUUUGUAUAGCUACUAUAACUAUAUGUUAAUAUAUUUUAAAUCUACAAACAGGUAAAAUGUGGAUCAACUAAGGCUCGUGUAGCAUUCUUUGAAGAAUUAUGA